AUGUCUGAUUUUUUGCCUGAAGAGUUGAUACAAGAGAUCCUAUACAAACUCCCCAUAAAAUCCCUCGUGCAAUGCACAAGAUUGUGCAAGUCCUGGAACUCCCUCAUAAAGAGCCGCAACUUUAUUUCCAAGCAUCUUCAUCGUACCAUUUCAUCAACUGAUCAUCAAUCUCUUUUCCUACUUCGACUCUGUUCAAAGCAGAGAGAAGAGCAGUACUCUCUCCGUUUUGAUGACCAAGAUUUCAAUGAGCACAUGCAACUUCAUUUCCCAUUCAAGAGCUGUGAAUCAUAUUAUCGUAUCAUUGGUUCUUGCAACGGCUUGAUUUGCCUGGCAAAUAUUUUCAAAACGCAUACAAUAUCCUUCAUUCUUUGGAACCCAUUGGCAAACUUCCAAUCUUCUGUUCGGUUCCAUAUAUGGGUGAUGAAGGAGUAUGGUGUGAUGGACUCAUGGACCAAAUUGAUGUUGGCUAUUGGUGCACAAGGGAAAGGUAUUCCCAGAGCAUUGGGAAUUAGGAAGGAGGACUUUUUAAUGGAAAUGAAGCGCGGCUGGAUAGUUUCAGGUGACCUGGAAAGCCAGCAACAACUAACAGAACCCACCAUAGUUGCUCUGUACCAAACCAGGCCUGCUGUCUCUCAGCUCUUGACAUCUAAUCUGCAAGUUGAAGCUAAAUACUGCUCCUUCAUAAGGGUCAAGUCUGCCUGA
Molecule: messenger RNA, 702 nt
Organism: Dovyalis caffra
Lineage: Eukaryota; Viridiplantae; Streptophyta; Magnoliopsida; Malpighiales; Salicaceae
Source: the annotation of a GenBank genome assembly